Messenger RNA from Cucurbita pepo subsp. pepo (vegetable marrow), 1882 nucleotides. Lineage: Eukaryota; Viridiplantae; Streptophyta; Magnoliopsida; Cucurbitales; Cucurbitaceae. The record is from RefSeq and is a predicted model, not a curated record.
CCUUGUAAACCCUAAGCCCAAGGUUUCAUCAUCGACAGUUCUUCUGAACUCUCCUUCGAGUUCCUCCAUGUCCAUUCGAACCUCUGCCUUCGCCACCGUCACCCUUCUCCGCUCUCUCACUCUUUCCUUCCCUCUAUGCCACCACCACUUCCGUUGCCGGAACUACGUCAUCCGUUCUCUCUCUAUCCCAACAUAUUCAGCGAAAGGACGACGACAACUUCCGAGGAUUCCUGCCUUUGCUUCCAGUUCUUCCGUUGAAGCGUUGGUGCAUGACCGGGAUUCCCCGGCCGAAUCUGAAGAGCCUUUGUGUUCUCCAUACAGUACUGGCGCUGAGGGGUUUGCGUCGGCGGAUUUGAAACACUUGGGAGCGCCUGCGCUUGAAGUCAAGGAGCUGGAUGAGUUGCCGGAGCAAUGGCGUAGAUCCAAAUUGGCUUGGCUUUGUAAAGAAUUGCCGGCACAUAAGCCGGGAACAUUGAUACGACUGCUUAAUGCUCAGAGGAAAUGGAUGAAGCAGGAUGAUGCGGCCUAUGUCAUCGUGCAUUGUUUGCGUAUUCGCGAAAAUGAGACUGCUUUUAGGGUGUACAAGUGGAUGAUGCAACAACAUUGGUACCGAUUUGAUUAUGCUUUAGCUACUAAGCUUGCUGAUUACAUGGGCAAGGAACGGAAGUUCUCAAAGUGUCGGGAAGUAUUCGAUGAUAUAAUUAAUCAGGGAUGUGUGCCAAGUGAAUCCACAUUUCAUAUAUUGAUUGUUGCCUACCUUAGUGCACCUAUUCAAGGAUGCAUAGAGGAAGCAAGUGCCAUUUACAAUCGUAUGAUUCAGUUAGGAGGUUACGAACCACGUCUUAGCUUGCACAAUUCUCUCUUUAAAGCUCUCUUGAGCAAACCAGGGGAUUUGUCAAAGCAUCAUCUUAAACAGGCUGAGUUCAUAUAUCACAAUCUGGUAACAACUGGACUUGAGUUGCAUAAAGAUAUAUAUGCUGGUCUAAUUUGGCUACAUAGUUAUCAGGAUACUGUAGACAAAGAAAGGAUAAUGUCACUAAGGAAAGAAAUGCAACAAGCAGGAAUUGAGGAAGAAAGAGAAGUCCUUGUAUCCAUCUUGAGAGCGAGCUCGAAAUUGGGGGAUGUGAUGGAAGCAGAAAGAUCGUGGCUUAAACUUAAGUCUUUUGAUGGUAGCAUGCCAUCUCAGGCUUUUGUUUACAAAAUGGAAGUAUAUGCAAAGGUGGGUAAUCCGAUGAAAGCUUUCGAGAUAUUUAGGGAGAUGGAGCAGUUGAACUCUGUAAGUGCUGCAGCAUAUCAGACAAUUAUUGGGAUUUUAUGUAAAGUUGAAGAGGUAACACUUGCAGAAUCCGUCAUGGAAGGCUUCAUAAAGAGUAAUUUAAAGCCCCUCAAGCCAGCUUAUGUUGAUUUGAUGAAUAUGUUUUUCAAUUUAAGCUUACAUGAUAAGUUAGAGUUAACCUUCUCCCAGUGCCUUGAGAAGUGUAAACCAAAUCGUACUAUUUACAGCAUAUAUUUGAACUCUUUGGUAAAAGUUGGUAAUCUCGACAGGGCUGAAGAAAUAUUUAGCCAGAUGCAAACAAAUGGAGAAAUUGGUGUAAGUGCUCGUUCAUGCAACAUUAUUUUAAGUGGGUACCUGUUAAGUGGGGAUUAUUUGAAGGCUGAAAAAAUAUAUGAUUUGAUGUGUCAGAAAAAGUACGACAUUGAUCCUCCAUUAAUGGAGAAACUUGAUUAUGUCCUAAGCUUGAGUAGGAAGGAGAUUAAGAAGCCAGUAAGCUUGAAGUUGAGUAAAGAACAAAGGGAGAUUUUAGUAGGGUUGUUAUUAGGUGGCCUGGAGAUCGAAUCUGAUGAAGGGAGGAAGAAUCAUAGGAUCCAAUUUGAAUUCCAC